Molecule: messenger RNA, 1726 nt
Organism: Centropristis striata (black sea bass)
Lineage: Eukaryota; Metazoa; Chordata; Actinopteri; Perciformes; Serranidae
Product: matrix-remodeling-associated protein 7-like
Exons: 4
Coding region: 168-884 (238 amino acids)
Source: RefSeq, a predicted model, not a curated record
CCCGUAAAUGCUGCUCGUUAACGCCGAUGUUUGGUGGGGAUUAUUACAAGCCGCGGGGUGGCCAACUGUGAGUGAAUGCAGCCGACUCAGGUGAUCAGAAAGCGGAAUAGAGAGAGUCACAACGCAGGCCUGUCCCCAGCACCAUCCACCCGCCGAGCUGCACCAACAUGUCUCUAACUUUUGUGCUAUCAGCUGUUAUCUUCACGCUCCUCGCCAUCGUGGUCGCAACGUCGCUCUUUAACGGCUCCUCGCCCUACACCGCCGACUUUGCAAGUUAUUUCGGACACGGUGCAAACGCGCCGCCGACACAGAACGGCCAUGUACCGGACAAGAAGAAGAAGAAGAAGACGGAGGACGACUGGUGCGAGAUGAGCGGCAGCUCACAUGAUCACUGGGAUGUAGUGAAAUCUGUGCUCUCAGAGGAGGCACAGUCCCGCCCUCACACUGAAGAACUGGCAACCCCAGUUGAGCACUCCUCCUCCUCCUGCUCCAGCCUGUCUGUACCCAGGCCUGGAUGCAGGCGUAUGAGCUUAGAGGCAGACUCGUCGUCUGAGGCGUCGUCGGGGGCGAGCCGCCGGUCAUACAUUGGGCUCUCUGAUAAAGAGCUCCUAAAGUGUGCUUUCUCAUACCCCCAGACUGAAGGAGCCACAGAGAGCCCGGGGAUCAACGAUAAAACGGGAAAUGAUUCCUUGAAGUACUUCCCUGGAAAGGCGCGAUCCCACCACUUGCAGAUGAUGAUGUCGACAGACGAGCUGGAGCAGGAGCGAAGGGUGCAACGUGAGCAGCUGGCUGCCAUCUUCCAGCUGCUGAAAGACAAUCAGGAGACAUUUGGGGAGGUGUCGGAAGGAGAAAUGGAGGAGCAGCUCAGACUCUACUCCAUCUGACUCCUCUCUGACUCUUCGUGUUUUGGGAUCUGACAGCUCUCCUCUAACCCACGAGCGAUAGAGAAGGACUCCUUCAGUACCAAAUACUUCACAGUAUUUAUACAAGCUGUACAGUCCACCCAACAAGCUUCCAUUUGUGUUUUAAUAUGAUGUACUUUGUUUUAUUGUGUUGUUUUAUUGCUAUUCUAAGGAAGCCCAAAGAGGGAAAAAUAACCCGCUGAUCCAUUAUCGGAGUCGGAUCUGAAUUGGUUUCUAUUCUGUUUUUAUGACUUAAGAACAGGUGAAAAAAUGUUUUUUUUGCCAGCAUAAUCUGACUAAAUUAUUACUUUUAUUUUUUUAAUUGGUGAAAAAUAAUUUUUCUUUUCUUUUUUUUUCAUUGUAUUUAUUUAUUUGUUUUCUAAAUGUUUGUACACGUUGUACAUAUGUUGUAAUACACAUUUCAGCCACCAGAGGCUGACGUGCACCACAACCCCAUAUAAAUUAAUAAUGUAUAUAACAUAUAUAACAAUCUGAGUGGGUCCAUUCUGCACAACGAGUACUUUUACUUUUGAUACUUUGAGUACAUUUUGAUGCUGAUACUUUAAUACUUUUACUUCAGUAAGUUUUGAAUGCAGGACUUUUACUUGUAGUGGAGUAAUUAUACAGUGUUGUAUUCGUACAUUUACUGUAGUAAGGGAUCGGAAUACUUUUUCCACCACUGGUAUUUUAGCCAAAAGUGACAAUAUUUGGACAAGUCUUUGUCGAUAAGUUAUAGCUUAAUUAGCAAGGUGCAGAAAUGAACAGCCAGUCGACUCCUUGGUGUGUCUUUUACUACAGCUGAACAUUAAACAAGAUAUUUUUUU